Molecule: messenger RNA, 1899 nt
Organism: Purpureocillium lilacinum
Lineage: Eukaryota; Fungi; Ascomycota; Sordariomycetes; Hypocreales; Ophiocordycipitaceae
Source: RefSeq, a predicted model, not a curated record
AUGGACGGGCCCUUGACAGAGCCCGUAGCGGCUCCCGCUGCAAGCGCCGCUGCCAGCGCCAGCAGUGCCAGUGCCGGUGCCAGCCUGGCGGCUGCCUACAACCGUUCGGCCUGCACAGAGUGUCAACGGAGGAAGCAAAAGAUUGCCGACGAAUGUCGGUACAACACCACCAAUCCCCCACCCGUCCCGCCCGCUUCCAGCGACGUCAGGGACAGGGACAAGGACAAGGACGACACUCUCCCGCACGGCAAGCAAGGGCCCGCGGCUCCAGUCCCCAAUGGCGUUGCAGAUGGCGGUCCCAGUGCUGCCGGCAGUCACCCUCAUGCCCCGUGGUUCGACACCCUAACGGCCGCCCGCGUCUUCAGCACUCUUGGCCUCGAGCCGCCGCCCGAGUCUUCCAAGAGCUCGCCGAAAGAAGACGCGGCGGCCGCCGACUCUUCGCCUCAAAUUAAGCGCGUCUUGAAGCUCCUGCCCAGCCGGCAGUCUAUGGACAAACUCAUCAACACGUUCAACAACGAUGUCAAUUAUCAUUAUUACAUCAUCUACCCGCCCGACUUCCUCAAGGACUACCAUAUAUGGUGGGAGAGGCACUCCAAGAAUCGGCCCCUGUCGCUUCAGUUCACGUGCUUGCUGGCCAUGAUUUGCGCCUGCUGCGUCCAGCAUGCCGACAAUGACAUGCAGCAGGAGCUCCAGCGCUUUUCGGGAAUGCCCGCCGAUGAUCUUUCGGAGCAGCUUCAUAACGCUGUUCGAGAGUUGGCCAGCGUCAUCCCGGUUGGCCACUACCACAUGUUCAAUGUACAGCGCCUGCUUCACUCGUGCUACUGGUACAAGGCGGAGGCGCGGUUCCUGGAGGCGUGGCACGUUCUUAGUGCCGCCAUUCUGGAGGCCCGAGAACUUGAAUGCCACAAAGAACCACCGCCGGACACGGAGACAGAGCAUGAUCGCGAGAUGCGGCGCAGACUCUGGUGCAUUCUUGAUACCUGGGACUGGCAAAUUUCGUCUGGCCUCUCCCGACCCAAGAUCAUUGACAGAGCAGACUGCGACGCUGAGCUGCCAUCACUGACACUGGAGAAGGCUUGGGCACAGGCACCGUCUCCCCUGCUCCACAUGAAGAUGCAAUCGGAGCUCACCCGCCGCCUGGCGUCUCGAUUCAGCGCGCCCAAAAAUGUCAUCAGCACCGAUGAAGUUCGAGAGUAUCAGGGUCUCAUCGAGGACUGGGUUCGCAGGUUCCCUCCCGUGUAUGACUUUGAGAACCCCGAUACAUCCAAGGACGCGCUGUACCCGUGGAUUUUCCCCCAUCGGUAUUACGUCUACACCAUGGCAUGCCUCUUGAUCCUCAACCCCAUCCGGCACUACAUGGUCAAGUCGUACUCCUGGGACUCGCCUCCGGAGGAGCUCCAGGUCCGAGCCGUCGGCAUUGACUAUUCACUCAAGCUCAUGAAGACACUGCGCAGUUGGGUCGACCGCAUUUACAAUCGGGAUGGUCGCUUGCAUUUCGUCAUCUUCUCCAUCUUCGACACGGCCGCCAUUCUCUGCACCGCCAUCAUCAAAGAUCACGAGCGCACCAUUUCAAAUCGAGAGGCGAUCGUUGAUGCCGUCACCGACGCUGUUGCAAUGCUGCAACAGCUCAAUUCCAUAUCCAAAACGUCCAAAACGUCGUACGAUCUUCUGGAGCGACUCGUGCGGAGGUUGCCCGAGCGCUCCAUGCUGGUCGGAAGUGGCAGGAUUCCAGAACAGGGCGAGCAGCACAACGUCGACGGCCCGCUCUGGAAGACGUUGUACGGCAUUCUCGAUGGUCGGCCAACGGACUGGGCGAGCUUGACUUCAUACGCGUGGAAAGCGGUGCGCAGACGCCACAGGCUGCCCACCGCGUCGCAUCAAACAAGUACGGCUGCAUGA